GAAAGAGUAGUGAUCCAAGCUACUUCUCACAACAAAUAUUAUUCCAAUUGAACCCAAUCUUUCUCUUUUGUACAUCUUUUUCUUCUUGCUCAUUUCCACUUUUCGUUUGGAUACCGCACGAUUCGUCCCUUGCACCUGCAUUCUACUCUCCUGUACGUACUGCUCUUCUUGUCACCAAGAGCUAGCGCCAAUUAAACGCUUCAGCAAUCGCGGAUGUGCGUUGUGGAAAAGUGACUUCUCUUUUACUAAAUCGAGCUUUCGUUCUUGAAACCAUAAAAAAGAAAAAGCAGCAACAAAACUAUAUUCACUCUAUAUAAAAGAGAGAAAGGCACAACCCCAUCUUCAAUGACAAUAUCACUCCGCUAAACAACAGAAAAGAGAAAAAGAAACACUUCACAAGCACAACUACGUGUUUAUUUACGUUAGUCAAACAACUUUUGGGAGAGCAAAGAUACUUCGACGAGUUCCCGUGGAAAUUUUGCGUAUUACUGCCGGUCCUUCGCUUGUAAAAGCAGUGGUGCUCACGUUUCAGUUUCUCCUUUUCUUUUUCAAAAACUACUCUGCUCUGUUUUCAUCAUUUUUUUCCCUUUUAGUCGGUCUUUCGUUUCCCUUUUUCCCUCUAAACUAACUGAUUUGGCUUCGUUUACUGUAGAGGUUAGCACGUGUGUGCGUUGUCUUAGAGGAAGAGCUGCCUAUUUCCCUGAAAGGCACAUAUUGACAAAGAGGAACGCUUCACACGACCCUAUACAUACACACACAUAUAUAUCAAUAGUGCCUUUCACAGCAUUUCUACCUUAGUUCCCUUUUCUCAGAGUUCUUCUAUUUUUCUUUUCUGUUACUGAUUUGUUUUCUUCCACAAAAGUUGUUUGAUAGUUUCGUCUCUUCUCUUCGCCUUCCACUUUUCAUUUUGUUUUCGCUUUCAGAAUCGUAAAUUGAAAUUGUCUCUCAAUGUCCACGUCUUACCCUUUCCUCACUCUUGGUGACGUAUACGAUUACCUGCCCAAUUUUAAUCCUGAUUAUGAAUUGCAGGUUGGGGAUUGGGUCGUAAUUCAACCGUGGCGCAUCUCAACUCUUCUGGACCCCCUCAUCGCCGUCUGGGAGCAGAAAUCGGUGGCGCAAGGCGUGACAGCGCCUGGGAGUCCUUGCGGGCCUGCGCCGCAGUACACGUUGGACCAACUCUUGCCAGAGCCCUUGAAUCUUCGACGGCGAGCUCUGUCGUGGAAUGGCGAGGGGUCGCGCCUGACCCAUUCGCGGUUCCCACGAUUGGCGCGGCUGUCGAUGGCACGCGGGCAUUUUUGCCAACGGAAGCGUAGACACGUCCUGGAACUGACCGGGAGGAAGGAUAGCGAGGCCGGCUGUGAACACAUGGAGGCGGAGAGCGAUAAUUUGUACUUUCACAUGCGUCUUGGUCUUCUUACGCCGUCCCGCCCUUACAUCUUCGGUGGGCUGGACAUCGUCGAGGUGCUCGCGUGUCCGUCCGAGGAGGACAACGCGGGGGAGAACGGGGCGAGCGAGACCACCUCUGACGCGCCGCGUACAGCGGCCCCCUCAACAAUGUAUCUGAAUCUACUCACCGGAGAGACUUUAACGCGCGAGGAGGCCGUGAGCCGCGUCUCUAACGCGCUGGCGUACGCCUCUGCCACCCCUACGUGGUCCUCCCCCAUUGAAGAGGCGGCUGAGAAGGAGUGGCAGCAGUGGGUAGCUCGAAGAGUGUUCAAACUGUCCCUACCGCAACCCUGUAGCUAA
Molecule: messenger RNA, 1746 nt
Organism: Leptomonas pyrrhocoris
Lineage: Eukaryota; Euglenozoa; Kinetoplastea; Trypanosomatida; Trypanosomatidae
Exons: 1
Coding region: 949-1746 (265 amino acids)
Source: RefSeq, a predicted model, not a curated record